Molecule: messenger RNA, 1809 nt
Organism: Episyrphus balteatus (marmalade hoverfly)
Lineage: Eukaryota; Metazoa; Arthropoda; Insecta; Diptera; Syrphidae
Exons: 3
Coding region: 102-1772 (556 amino acids)
Cellular component (GO): chitin-based extracellular matrix
Molecular function (GO): structural constituent of chitin-based larval cuticle
Source: RefSeq, a predicted model, not a curated record
ACUUCUUUUGGCUGUCAAACUCAGACAUCUCAAAAGCGAGUACUAGUUCAUAUCGUACUAGCAGCGUUUUUGAUUUUCACCAAGAAAAUUAUUUUAUCAACAUGAAAGUAUUUGUUGCACUUUCUGCUUUGUUAGCAGUUGCUUCUGCCACACCCUUAUAUUUGGCUCCAAUACCAACUUCUUCAAGCCAGUAUCAUUCUCAGGAUGGAAUUGGUCAAUACGCUUAUGGAUACAAUGAUCAUCUAUCAAAUAAGCAGGAAAUUAAAUCGCUAGAUGGAAUUACCAGAGGAGCUUAUAGCUACAUUGACUCCAACAACGUUCUUCAAACUGUUAACUAUAUUUCUGAUGCUGGUGGCUUCCGAGUGACAGCAACCAAUUUACCAAAACCUGUAGAAGCUCCAAUUAUUGCCACUCAAGAUUUACCUCAACAAGUUCCUGAUACUUGGGAAGUUGCUGCAGCUAAAUCUGCUCAUUUUGCUGCUGUUGAAGAAGCUAAAUUGCGAUUGGGUGUGCAGGAAAUAAUUCCACUAGCUGUUAACAAUUUACCACAACAAGUUCAGGAUACACCCGAAGUUGCCAAAGCUAAGGCAGAACACUUUGCUGCAAUUGAAGCAGCAAAAAAUCAAAUUCUAAUAAUUCCAUCUCCAAUUGGACAUCCUCAACAAGUUGUCGAUACCCCAGAAGUAGCCAAGGCUAAGGCUGAACAUUUGCUUGCUAUUGAGCAGGCUAAGCUAAGGAAUUCUGCUCCUCUGAUCACAUCACCAAUUCAAUUGUCAGCUUCCAGUUCAGCACCAUUACCAUCUGGUGGAUUUUCAUACUCAUCAAGUGUUGUGAAUUCACCUAUUCCACCUUCCAUACCUCCUGGAAUAACUAGAUUAGAAUUAGCCAAAUAUGAAGUACUUGCAGAAGUGACUACUGCCAGUAAAUUUAUAUCCUUCUACCAUUCGCUCAACAUGAAAGUAUUUGUUGCAUUCACUGCUUUACUAGCACUUGCUUCUGCAAGUACUUUGUAUUUGGUUUCAACUAAUCCAUCCAUUCCAGCUAUUUCAAGUCAAUAUCACUCUCAAGAUGGAACUGGUCAAUAUGCCUAUGGAUACAAUGAUCAUCUAUCAACUAAGCAAGAGGUCAAAUCUCUAGAUGGUACUACCAGAGGAGCCUACAGUUACAUUGAUUCAAACAACAUUCUACAAACUGUCAACUACAUUGCUGAUUCUAAUGGCUUCCGAGUUUCAGGGACCAAUCUUCCAAAACCUAUUGAAGCCCAAGACUUACCCCAACAAGUUCCUGACACUGAAGAAGUUGCUGCUGCAAAAUCUGCUCAUUUUGCUGCUGUGGAAGAAGCAAAACAAAGAUUGGGUUUGUUAGAAGAAGUUCCACUAUCAAUUGAGGAACUACCGCAAAAAAUUCAAGAUACUCCCGAAAUUUCCAAAGCUGAAGAAGAACACUUCGCUGCUAUUGAAUCGGCAAAAAAUCAAGAUCUAGCAGUUUCAAUUCCAACAGAACUUCCUCAACAAGAAGUUUCCAGAGCUAGGGCAGAUCACUUUGCCGUCAUUGAAGCAGCCAACCAGGUCAUUGCAGCAUCUUUAGAACUUCCACAAUUAGUUGCCUACACUCCUGAAGUUGCCUUUGCUAGAGCAACACAUUUUGCAGCCAUGGAAUCAGCCAACAAUCGAGUUGGUUCCAAUGGAUUCACAUACUCCACAAGUGUUGUUCAUGGCCCUGGCCCCGUUUCUUACGAACCGUACGAACCAUACUUUGGAGGGAAUUUCUAAAGCUUUCUAAUGAUCAGGGUUGUAAAAAUAUCAAUAC